CCUUCCUGUUGGAUAACCCCAAACUGUUAGACAGCAUUUACGACAUUCAUAGCUCGGCUAAUUAGUAAUGGCGGAAGAUGGAGAAGGUUUUGACAGUUGGGAAGAGCAAGAAGACAGUGGUAUGCUGGAUAAACGAAUUGGAGAAUUGAAACUAGAAACAUCAGCCACAGUAGAUAAAGAUGGUUCGAAUAUGUUAGUAAAAGAGAUAAGCUCUAGAACAGAAUAUACACCACAAGUAAGGAUACUGAAACGAGAUCAUGCAGCUCAAAACCAGAAUGUGUCGAACAAAAUACAAAGUCAAGCCAGUAAACCAUCUAAGACUCUUGAAGAAAGAGAAGCUGAAUAUGCUGAAGCUAGACAGAGAAUAUUUGGUGAUGAAGCCCCACCUUUAGAAGAGGAUACAGAUAGCGAAUCUAGGCCUGUUAGAUUAAUUUGUAAAGUAGAAGAACCAUUAGGCAAUAAUGUCAUACGCCAGCCCCGUGGGCCAGAUGGAACAAAGGGUUUUAACAUGGACAGAUAGCGAAACGUUUUGUUCUAGACUGAGAUUUUAUUAUUGUUACCACACCGAAUGAGCUUUUGUUGUUAAUAGGUAUUGUUUAAUUCACUGUAUUUAUUUUCACAUUAAUUAAGCUUAGUCGAUAUCAAAAAGGCUUUGAUAUAAUGAAGGCAACAAUUAGUUACUAUCAAUCUGGGAGCAUAAAUGUAGGAAGUAAAAGAUUAAUGUCUUAUUCAGUUUAGAAGGCCUUUUUAUUCCCUCUGUGUUCGUUUCCAGAUGAUGAAAUAUUUUAAAGCAAUUCAAGAAAGUGAUCAUUGUCAUAAAUGACAUUGUUAGAAAUAUAUGAUGUGAUACCAAUCAUUUCUACAUUAUCCAUUUUAAUUUUAGUUCCUAAAAAAAAUGUUGUAUGUGAUGACAAUUUUACAUUUUUAAACAAAAAAUGAAGGAAUUUGGACAUUUUUUUGGCAGUACAGUAGGCUACCACUGAUUAGUAUCUAAAUCACAUUUAGUCUUCAUUUUAUUGCUGUUCUAAAAUACCAAACAUGUCUUUCAUGAUGUCAUUUAUUGAAGUGGUUUAACCAUUUAGAUCCUCUGUAAAGGGGGAUGUAAUCAUGUAAUGGGUCUUCCAAGAUUAACAAGAUAAUUUGAGCUUCUACACUCUUCAUUCUAACUCCCUGUUGAUGGUGAAUCUGGAAAUUGAACAGAACUUAAUUAGAUACAGAGAGGCAGCAGUUUUUUGUAGCACACUUGAUUAUGAAUCCAAAAAGUGUGGUCAAAUGAGAAUAAUAAUUUCCAUUUGUUUGACCGGGAAUUUCACUGUGUAUAUACAUGUAACUUAUGAUUGCAGUGUCCUUUUUAUCAAUUUCUUGCUCAAUAAUCUUCCCCACCUCAAAUCUUUAUUGAAAAAAUCUUCCAAGUAAUUUUCUUCAAAUGACAUUCUUUUCAAAUUUCAUCUUAUGUUCUAAAACACCCCUUAAAAACAUAAAGCAGUAAAAAAUCAGUCAUAAACGACCAGCAGAAGCAAAAUAAUUGAAAAUAAUAGUAGCCUCCCUUUUGAAGAUAGGACUUUGGCUGUAUUUCGUGAUGAUCAAAAAGAAGUUUGGUUUUUAAUUGACGGCAUCAGUAUGUAAAGUAAAUUAACUCUAACAUAAAUAAUAAUGUAUUUUAUUAUUGCAGUAAUUAUGCUCAUGAAAUUAAAAGAUAAUAAUAUACCUUUAAUUGACUGUUUCACGGUUACUGAAUUUUUUUAUGACAUUUGCUGUCAUGUGACCGUAUUGUUGGAGUUGAAUUCACUACAUGAUACUAAUAUGUUUACUUCAAUUCAGUAACUUUUAAUGCAACAAUGCUUCUGUUAAUAAGUUUUCGUCAAUUUAUAUAACUUACAUAGUAAAUUGAUAAUUCACACAUGUAAAAAUGAUAAAAUUGCACUUAAAAUUCAUAAUUUGUUCUAUUUUCAGUUUUAAUUUAUUGAUAUUUUUAUAUGAAAGCAGAUUGUAUUCAAAAGCGACAUAAUUUAAAUCUUCGUUAUCAUAACAGAUGUAGCUUUCUAAAAUUGUAUGGUGGCUGAUUGUGGUCAUGUGAAUUCUCAUCUUUUUCAUAACCAGACAUUGAAGUACAUGUACAUGUAAGCAUAGGUUAACAGUUAGAAUUAGGUUGUUAAUUCAACUCCAUACAAGCCAAAUAUCAUCAUUUUACCAAAUUUAAAAUCACUAAAACUACUAUUUUAUAUAGAACUUUAAUUCUGUAUUAAAGGCAGACUAUUUAUAAAAUCUUGAUAAAUAUUAUUAUCAGAACACAAAUUUAAAAGGAAACAAUCACUGGUUUAUUAUAUAAGCACAAUAAUGAUAAGAGGAUACUGUCUGCGAUAUCACCUCGGUGGAAGCAGACGUUAAAUAAAGCUAUUUCACACACAAGAUGAUAUUUGUUGAUUUAUUGUGCUUUUAGAAUAAAACCAUAAAAAUUGUGUUUUGUUAAUGUGUUUUUCAAUCGUUAAAUGACACUUGAAGAUUAUGAUAAAUAUAUAUUGUAAGCUUAUCCAUUUAAAUGAUGCUUAUAAAAAUGCAUUGAAAGGAACAUACAUGCACAACAUGACAUCACUUCAAAAUUAAAAGGAAGGAAGUUGUCCAAUGUGACAAGACAGUGAUAAUUUAUAUGUCAUGUCACUGAAAAGUCAGAAAACAUGAAAUGGUCAUUUAGAAUGGAAAACUAUGUAACUAUUUAAUUUUUAUCUUUAUCUAUAUACAUCUGAUUUUUAAAAUUUAGUUUACUUUCAAUUUGAGUAGGUGCAUAAGCACACAUUAAGUUACAGCAGUAUUAUUAUCAAAAUGAUUUUAAAAAUUGUGAUGUUUGCUUUCUUCAUAUUAUAUGCUUCAUAGAAUAUUGUCCCAUUGUUUUUUUGUUUCAAACAUAUAUGAUGUAAGCAGUUUAGAGAGGAACUGUUUUAUUACAUGACAAAUUUAUCAAUAGUAUAAAUCAACAGAUUUUAUGAAUCUUAAUCACUUCAAAUAUAUUUCUUGUUUGAUAAAAUCAAAUACUAAUAAUAGUUACAGUACAAUUAAUCUUUCUUACAUAAACUCACAGUCAUCAUUGAUUUGAAAACUGAAGACAUUUUGAUGCCAUUUCCAUGGUUAUUGUGUAGUCGUAUUUAACUGAAAUAAAAUGUUUUAACAUACAAACAGAUAUAUCUAAUGUAAUUAUAAAAAAUCUAUUUGAGAGUUUUCCUGGUAUAUAUUGGGUCAUAUAUCUUAGUAGAGUGAUCUGUAUAAUCCAAUAUACCCACCCAGGUUGCUAUUAAUGUUUUAUGAUAUUGUCAAAUUAAAUAUGAUCAUGUCGAACAAUCUCAGCCUAGUUUUCUCCAAUAAUUUGAUUUAGAUCGACCAUUUCCACAUAAUAUUAGUUCAAACCAAACUGAAAUAUUCUUUUUUAAGGGGUUGGGGGGUGGAUGGCUGAAUGGUUAGCAUGUGCGCGCUGUAUCAUAAGGCCUGUCAUUGAGUCAACUGGCGUGGUUUCAAAUCCCCGGUUGUACUGACAAGGAGUAGGGUCGUCUGUCCAACCUCGUGGUUUUUUACGGGUCCUCCGGUUUCCUCCCACUGCUAAAGACCCCUAAGUGCAAGCGAAUUUUUGAAAUAAAAUUAAACCAUAUGUUAGUCCCGAAAUGACCUAGUUUGUGUCAAGUGGACGUUAAACCCCAUUUUUCUCUCUCUCUUUUUUAAGGUUGGAAAGCAAUGAUACUUGUUUAAUUUAAGUAGACAGUGUAACACUUGAUGACAUGAAGAUGCAGAAUACAACAUAUGUAUAAUAGCAUGUGUAAUAUUUAUAUUGUGCAAUAACCAUAAGAUAAAUGUAAUUAUUACACUGAAACCCAAGUCUAAUUAAAUAACACCAAUAAUAUCACAGUUGUUAUUCUAACUUUCUUAUUAAAGUCAAAAUGGUUUGUAUUUUGGAUUGUUCAUUUUUAGUUCUAAAUAUUUAACUGAUUUAAUAUUUGUAAAUGAAUAAAAUAUAAACAAAUGGUUAAUGGACAAGAGUUUCUUUUAAGAAUAUAACCUAUUUGAUUCAAAAAUUGCUGAAAUAUUUAAAAGGAAUAUAUGAAAUGGAUGUGGAAGACUCAGCCUUUCAGUAUGAUCCUGCAACUGUCCCAAAGCAGAUUAAUUUACUAAGAUUUUGGCGCAGAUUACUUAAAAAAAUAAAAAAUAGUCACAUCUAAUAAUAAGCUAAUAUCUUGUUAAUCAAUAUCCUACUGGAUGUUUUCAAUAAGGCAGCUGAUUGGCAUUUCAUUUUUCUGACAAUAUCUAGUUUAUCAUACUUAGUAAAGGCUAAAAUGUACUUAGAUUAAUUUACAAUUAAUUAAAAACCAAAAACCAAAUCGGAUUAACAAGAAGACCCUCAAAAGAUUUAAGUAGAUGGUACUAUGUUUUGACCAUAUUCUGUUUAUUUCCUCUGUAGAGAAUAUCAAAUGUUGAUAAAUUUUCAGUUCAUUAUAUGGUUGUAAAUAUUUCAGAGAUCCAUCUUUCACAUUAUCAAAGUUUGUUCAGAAUCCUUCAACUGAUCAGAGACUUACUUUAACUGUAACUUUUACCUGCAGAGACUGUACUGUCUCUUAAAAACCUGAUAUAAUUUAAAUACAUAUUUAAUAAUUGUUAAAUGUUAAUUAUAUUUUAUAGUAUAGCAAAUAUAAUUGUGGAUUUUAACAUAUAUUUAAAAAUUUCACAUUAUCCAUCCAAAUCGCUAAUAGGUUACUGAAAUGAAAAUCUGGAAAUCCCAAGGCAAUAUGAUUCACAUUUGAGUUUCCUUAACCCUCCUUUUAACUGCCAUUUUGUUCAAAUAAUGCUAUUGGUAUUUGAUUGUAUUAAAAAAUUUCCCAAUUAAUUAUAGUACCACUUGAUUCAUAUUAGAUGUAUACUAUGGUUUAGCUGUACUUUGAAAUUCAAAUGUUUCUAAAAGAAAUGAUCAAAUGAUCCAAAAACAAAGAAAGAAUAAUUACACAAACAAGUACUAGUUAGUUAAAUUUAAUUCUUUUAGAUGUAAUUGCUGUUUGAAAAAGAUAAAACUAAUGUUAUCCAACUUACAUAACCCACAUCACCCCAUAAUCCCAGCCAGCUCUUAUGUAUUAUAUUAUAAGAGGUACUUCCAUCGUGUAGCUAAUCCAACUAAUAUUAUAUAGUAAUAUUUUAGUAUUGUAAAUAUUGUAUUAUAGUCUUUAUAUAUUGACAUUGUACAGAAUCAUUGUUGUGCCAAGUUUAUAUUGAGUAAAGAAAUUAUCAUUGAA
Molecule: messenger RNA, 5264 nt
Organism: Patella vulgata (common limpet)
Lineage: Eukaryota; Metazoa; Mollusca; Gastropoda; Patellidae
Product: SUZ domain-containing protein 1
Exons: 5
Coding region: 68-520 (150 amino acids)
Source: RefSeq, a predicted model, not a curated record